Racocetra fulgida is the source of this 654-nucleotide messenger RNA. NCBI's taxonomy places the organism in Eukaryota, Fungi, Glomeromycota, Glomeromycetes, Diversisporales, Gigasporaceae. The record is from the annotation of a GenBank genome assembly.
AUGAUAUCCGAAACAACGGUUUAUCAAACUUAUAAAAAUACUGAAUCAAAUACAAUUGAAGCUAUUUACAAAUUCCCACUUCAUGAAGCAACUGCAGUAUGCGGAUUUGAAGCGGAAAUUGAUGGAAAAAGGAAAAUUAAGGGAGUAGUUAAAGAGGCUAAGCAGGCUGCAAAGGAAUAUGAUAAAGCUAUUCAGCAAGGUCAAGGUGCUUAUUUAUUAGAACAACACCAGCCAGACAUCUUCCAAUGUUCUGUUGGUAAUAUCACUACUGGUCAAACAGUUGUUAUCAAAAUUACAUAUGUAACCGAACUAAAACAUGAUGCUGAAGCUGAAAAAGUUCGAUUUGUUUUUCCUACUGCAAUCGCUCCACGAUAUGGUUCAUCUGGUUAUUCUCCCGCAAAUGAUGGGAAAAAACUUAUACCUGAUGCAAUAUCUUAUUCAUCUGAAGCAAAUUAUUAUUUAGAUAUUGCUAUUAUAUGUAGAAUGACUUCAGUUAUUAGAAGUAUUGAGUCACCAUCACACCAUAUUUCAACUGAAUUAAAUAUUGAUGACAAUCCGAAUAUUUCAAGGAUUACUUUGGCAGAACAAAUAACUUAUUUAGAAAAAGAUUUCAUCCUUGUUAUUAAAAGUUCAGAUCUUGAUCAUCCAAGGUAA